AUGUCACGUGUGAAGGUGGAGGACGCCGGUGGCGACACCAUCUGGCACACUGAACACGACGGUAUCCGCUACCCAAACUUCCUCAACAUCGACUCUUUCACCAACAUCCACAACCUCCCCACCAGAAACGAUGACAUCUUCAUCUGUGCUUACCCGAAAUCGGGCACACACUGGGUCAGCGAGAUGGUCCGACAUCUUGUCGCAGGUCAUACAAAUCUGAACAGUGUGGAGACGAUCACAAGGGUGACUGAAUACCUUCCACAGAAUGUGACGUCACUUCCGUUACCCAGAAUUCUCAACAGUCAUGACAACGUGAAGCUGCUCCCGGCUGACAUUUUCAAGAAGAGAUGUAAACUUGUGUAUGUGAUGCGGAAUCUUAAAGAUGUAACCGUGGCAUCGUACAACCACACCCGAAACACACGACAGUGCAGGUACCAAGACAAUUGGGAGAAUUACAUGGAAUACUGCGUUCUCGGCAAAUUUCACUAUGGGUCUUGGUUCGACCACGUCCUCGAGUGGGAAUACCUUAAGAAGACGCAUCCUGAUCUUCCGAUACUUACCCUCCAUUAUGAGGACUUACAGGAGGAUCCUCUACGAGAGAUUAGGAAAGUGAACGAGUUCCUGGGAUCAUGUCGCAGCACCGAGUUCCUGCGGGAGGCGAUUGACCUCGCCCGCAUUGGGAACAUGCAACAGAUGAAGUCAAGAUCCACAGCCUACAGUGGAGGUGAAGUUGGUGACUGGAAGAACUGGUUCACUGAGGCCCAGAACGAGUGGUUUGAUCAGCUGUACCAAGAGAAGAUGGCGGACUCUGACAUCAAAGUUAGAUUUACGUUACCGUAG
Haliotis rubra (blacklip abalone) is the source of this 840-nucleotide messenger RNA. RefSeq names its product sulfotransferase 1C2-like. Gene Ontology annotation, cellular component: cytoplasm. Gene Ontology annotation, molecular function: sulfotransferase activity. Gene Ontology annotation, biological process: sulfation. NCBI's taxonomy places the organism in Eukaryota, Metazoa, Mollusca, Gastropoda, Lepetellida, Haliotidae. The transcript has 5 exons. The record is from RefSeq and is a predicted model, not a curated record. The coding region runs from base 1 to 840 and encodes 279 amino acids.